Clonostachys rhizophaga is the source of this 1527-nucleotide messenger RNA. NCBI's taxonomy places the organism in Eukaryota, Fungi, Ascomycota, Sordariomycetes, Hypocreales, Bionectriaceae. The record is from the annotation of a GenBank genome assembly.
AUGAGUGCCGCCAAAGGCGAGUCAAAUGUCCUGAAACCGACUUGCAAGCCUUGCCGGAUGCUCGGUCGGCGCUGCAGCUAUAACCAGGUUCUCAGAUGGCAGCAUGUACAGUCAUGCAGUAAGGUGGCUCCUCUGGAUACACGCUCCACCGAGGACUGGAUGUUUCUACAUGCCUACUCAGUGGACCUCAGUGCAAGGCCACUCCCGCAUCUGCUUCCAGAGGCGGUCUUGGAUGACUCGCCGGAUGAUGAUGCACCCAACAUCAAAGCUCUAGAAUGGCCCAACACAGACGACGGCGAUGUUUUUGAUAUGCCGUAUGAAGAGAUACAGCCACGGGCCUGGCUGGAUCCUCUAGCCAUGUCCAAGAUGGAAGUGUAUCUUUGGACAUAUUUCCAUGGCGCCAUCGCACCUACAUGUGUUCUGAACCCAUCAGUGAAUCCUUACCAAGCUAUCCUACUGCGUAUUGCCGCCUCAACAGGCAAGUCAUCACCACUAUUCAAUAUCAUCAUGGCAAUAUCAGCCCGAGAACGGUCCAUACUUGGGAGCAGAGAAUAUGACUCGGUAGCCUUAGGCUACCACCACCAAGCUCUACGGCUGCUGAGAAAAGAGACCUGCAAGAUGGAGGAGGGAAGGAUGGACCAAUCUUCUGAGGCACAGAUACUGGCCACAGUCAUGUCUCUCAUCUUUCUUGAUAUCAUGAGUGACUGUUCAUCAUCGUGGGUAAUACAUUCCGAUUUCGCGAGGUCUUUGGUUCAGAAUUUUCGCAACACCCGAGUCUCACUAGACCCAGAUAUCGACGCGUUAUUCAAUUUCGUUGGGGGAUACAUUGUCAUUCACGAGGUCUACGCGCACACAGCCUGGAAUGCAAAGCCCUCCAUCGGCAGCGGAAGUCCAGUAACUGUCAUGUGUGACGAUGUCAACCUCCAGACGCUUACCGGCUGCUCCACAGACUUCUUCCAGAUCUUGGCCGACGUCAACUCCCUUGCCGCUGAUUUUUCUGCCCUUUCCAAACUAAAUUACGUAGACCCAGAACUACUCUCGGGCCUGGAACAACGGCGUCUCUACUUGGAAAGGCGAUUACAUCAACACACCCCAAUUAAUGAGACGGCAAUACAUGAUGAAGAUACCCCAGAAAGUGUCCUUGCGAUUGAAAUUAAGCGUCUAACCGGACAGCUUCAUCUAUAUUCUCGCGUGGAUAACCUAGGCCCAUAUGACCCUUGUGUUACACGGCUAUCCUCAAAGAUUCUCAGUCUUGUUAAGCGAUUAUCUACACGGUCCAACCUAAUACUAUGGCCUUUAUUCAUGGUAGCAACGCUUGGCAUAGGCGUGGAGUGCGAUGCUGAGAGAGCGUUGAUACUGGAGAAGUUACACUUGCUCCAGCAGAAGAGGCAGAUGCGAUAUAUAAAGAAGGCUAGAGAUAUCAUCGUUGAAGUGUGGAAAAGGCGGGAUUUUGGUGGCUCUGGGACACAACUGGGCUGGGCUAUCCUUGAACAAGUUGCCCAGUCUGAACGAAUCAGUCUCUUUUAA